Chilo suppressalis (striped riceborer) is the source of this 4035-nucleotide messenger RNA. The record is from the annotation of a GenBank genome assembly. Lineage: Eukaryota; Metazoa; Arthropoda; Insecta; Lepidoptera; Crambidae.
AUGGAAUCCACAAAAUUAUUUAGCAACAUAAAGGCACUAGGCCAUGUCAAUAGCAAAAGAGAUGAACUUCAAGAACUAUGUCGAUUGAAAUUCGACAAGAUAUUAAAAUUUUUGCCACGUCGAAUUUUGGACGGCGACGGCGGAGACGUAUUGGAUUGUUUAAUAAAUGGCUUACCGGAUAACCCCACUACGUCAAGUAAACAAGCAGCAAAGUUGAUAGAUGUUGUUGUACAGUCAAUGAGAAAAGAGUCAACAUCUCUUACUCAUUGUGGAGAUGUUAUAAGCAGGCUGUGCCUAGAACUAUCCCGGCAAUCUCCUGAUGAUUUGGUGAGAUGGUGUAAUGACUGCAUACAAUCGAUCAUUCAAGACACUGAUGUGAAUAUGAUUUGGCGUGAUGUGAUACCUGAAUGUUUGAAUGCACUCUCAUCAUACAGUGAGAUCAAACAUUGUGAAACAACAAUGACAAGUGAAGAUUUCAAGCAAAGAUGUGUGCAUACACUCUGCCAAUGUCAAUGGGUUGAGAAGCAUUUAGUGCAAUUAGCAGGCAUGUUUAAAGAUAUGCAAUUAGCCCGAAAUGACCACAAACAGGUGGUCAAUAAGAUAUGUUCAUACAUUAUAGAUAUAUCACCUGACGUGCUGCCUCCACUUGUACAUCAAUUAUUGAAGCUCUGCAAGUCAUACCAUGUGGAUAUAAUGUUGGCCCAUUUGAGCCAUUACUUCAGUGUGAGACUGUAUAGUAAGCUGGAGCCACCACCACAGGACUCGGAGUCUACUACCAUGGAUAUAGAUGAUAUUGUUCCACACAGUCCAGCGGAACUUUCUCGAUGCCUGUCCACUUGUAUAUACCACAUCACAGAAGGAGCGGCAGAACCAGAAGUGAUUCGUAGACAUCUGAAAUCUUGGCCGAAGACCCAACUACUGCGUACCCCGUUCUUAUUGGACGUGGCAUUAGCAUUAUCCGACAAAGGAUCAGAUUUCAAGUCAGUUUGCUUAGAUGUGAUAAAGUCCGCUAUAGAACAACGAUUGUUGGACGAUCUUCGCAGCAAGGAAUCGGCGUGGGUCCGCUCAGUGCUGCCACCUGACGUCGAUGUAGCGAGUGUGCUUAAAGUACUCACUACAGAAAGUGCCAAUCACCGUCAGCUGACAGUAAUCGGGUUGAUAAACUUAUCGUUUUCGCUACUAUCCGUUAGCGGUGUUAAAGCCGUCGCUCACACUUGUUGGUCUCACGGCAAAUUGGUUGUGGUUCGACUGUGUAAAUCCCAACCUGAGACUGCUUCACAUGUGCUGGGUUUAUUGUCUGAUAGAUUAGCAGGAGAAACUACGCCGAAACAAUACGCUGAAUGUCUGUUCGUGUUGUGCAAACUUACACCGGUAUCAGUGGAACGUUGUACCCAAUUGUCGACUAUUCUGGAGAACUGCCGUCCAUCGGGGAGCGAGUAUCGUUUGGCCGCGGCCGUUUUGGACGCUGUCCAUCCGCUGCUCAACUUCAGUACGAGGACCCGGGACACGUUGGUCAUGGUCUGCAGGAAGGGAUUGUAUUCUCGUGACUCUCUACAGCGUUGCCUCGCCCUAUCCGGUUUCCUUACGGUGCUGCGUCACGUGAAACUAUCGCGUAAUACGUUAGCCAGCAGUCAGAGUGUGUGCAGCGAGCAGUAUAGUGCCUACUCGUAUCUCACGCAGAUGGCGGUGGAGUUCCACGCGACGCAGCAGGGAGCCGCGGUGACCUCUCGAGUGCGAAACGAAGCUAUGUGCAUGGAAGUGGUGUCGAUUCUCCGUCGUUGCCUCGUACAAGACGCCGCCGUUAAACAACUACUUUAUACCAAACUAUAUGACUGCGCUAGAGACAAGGUGGCAUUGCACGAGUCCAUAUUGGAACUGUUAUACGAGCAUCUCACCAAGUAUUUGCCUGAUUCGACGACUGUUACGGUUCUCUUCGAAAAGUGCGUGCAGACUAAUGCUACUUCGGCCAUUUUAACGGAGCCAAUAGCUCAUCUACUAUACGUGGUAGCGCAGUUCCUUCAGUGUGAAGAGGAAGAUUUAGAGGAUAUCCUGUCGAGUCAAGAAGCUGACACAUCCAGUGCUCAUCUGAGAAGCAAACUGACCAACAUUGUGGAACAGCUUUGCAACGACUUAGGGCAUAUUGAUAUGGAAGAGCCGUCUCUCACUGAUAUCACACCAGAGUCGAAAUCAAAGUGUCUCAUAGUACAGCAAGUAUUACAAUGUUACGAGGCGUUGAUCGCCCAUCGCGUGAUGCAGUGGCGAGCUGAUAGUAAGGACGUCGCCACUCACGUUUACGAGCUGUACAAGAAGUGCUUUCAGAUACUAGAACAAACUAAAACGCCUGCAAAGUCAGGGAAGAAAGGCAAUAAAUCAUUAAACGACACUAGAGAGACGACAAAAUCUCAAAAAAGCCAGAAGUCGCAGAAGGAUAAAAAGAAAGGACCCAUAAAAUUGUCCAGCUUGACUAAGGACCGCGCUGGGCCGUUCAAACCGUUGUCGUGUGUGUGGGACCUGAGGUUUUGUCUUAGGAUUGUGGUUCUUUUGUACAGCGAAGAAGUGCCCUGGUCUUCUUUAGAGCAACGCAAUGAGUUGCGAGCCCGCAGAGACUUUCACCAGUGGGCGUUACGCUGUAUCAUUUCAGUACUACAGAAUGAGAAUAUAGACAAGAGAUCUGUGACUUGUUAUGUUCCUAAAUUAGCGUCUGUGGUUUACCAGAGGUGUUUGUGCAGGUUCCAAGACAUGUGCAACUUUGAUGACCAGACAAUGCUACUGUGCACAGAAGUAUUCAAGGGUUGUCUUACGUUGUUGUUAUCCCCAAAUUAUUCGCUCAAAAUCGAGAGUUUCUUGCCGAUUAUUAUUACGGGAGGGGAAGACGUCACCGCGUCAUCAGGCAUAUCAGACAUACUGGAACAGUUGCAUAUGGCGUUGGUUCAAGUGGCGGCGGACAGCGAUGUUGAGGAGAGAGACGCGAUGCUGAAGAGACACCUCGCCGCUCUCAUACAGACCGCGGCCUUACUGCUCGACACGCCUGUGAUUGGUUGUCCUAAAAUGAAUACGGUUAUAAUAAAGUUCGAGGACGACUUGCGCACGAGUAAGAUUGACUGUUUGGCGCUGGUUCCUUCAGUGUUGACAGCUUCUGCGCGCGUACAACAAGAAGCCGUGCUGCUGACCGAUUUAAUAGCCAAACUGGCGAGCUCACUUGGCAACAUUGAUGAAGAAGACACAUCGGCCACAGAAGAAACUGCCCAAUUCCCCACUAUAGACUCUCGAACUGGCCACUCUGUACUCAACCAUGUGUGUUUGCAUUUAUAUAAUAGAUUCAAGCACACGGAACAUUUGUUAGCAAGGGCUAGAGACUUGACAGUCGCGCAAAAUUACGCUGUGCAUGGAAAUCAGCAGAGGAUUGAGAGAGAAGUGAAAGAGCUGUAUAAGAGCUGUGUGAUCCAGCUGUGCCAGCUCAGCACGUGGGCCAGUAAGGUAUGCAAGCUCCGUUGCUGCGUCGGCGGCGGCAGUGAUCGAGUGCUCACAGUCGCCGUGAGGCUUUACUCCUUGCUCGCUGCAUUCUUCAAACAGACUCCAGUUGCCAUGGCUGCUACUCUUAGAUUGGAGCGCCUUCUGAAACUGUGCGGCAAGAAGCUGUCCUCCGUGACAGACACUCUGGUGACUUACUUGGAGGCGUCUCAACAACCGCGCCGAGUGUUGCGCGACACUAAACUGAUACCGCGCCUGGUUCUAGAGGCGGAGAACUUCAGCAAGCACGCCAUAUUGCUGGCCAACGGGGCUAAGUUGAACUUCCAACAUUACCUGUCUUUGGGUACCGCCAGAGAUUUCAGAAUCAGGGCGCCAUUGCUGCAGGAAGCUUUACAAGCGCGGGGAGAGCCCCAGGAGGACAUUGAAGCCACCAGGGAUGAAGGUGACGUCGAUAUUAAUGACGCAGCGACAGAAAUCUUGUCGCUAGCUGGCUCCGAUGACGAGAAUGAUGAGGCUGAUGAAGGCGAAGCUACUUCUAAGAGAAAGCGCAGAAGAGUUUCUUAA